Messenger RNA from Carlito syrichta (Philippine tarsier), 840 nucleotides. Its product is annotated as cytochrome P450 2C21-like. The transcript has 5 exons. Gene Ontology annotation, molecular function: oxidoreductase activity, acting on paired donors, with incorporation or reduction of molecular oxygen, reduced flavin or flavoprotein as one donor, and incorporation of one atom of oxygen; heme binding; iron ion binding. The record is from RefSeq and is a predicted model, not a curated record. Gene Ontology annotation, biological process: xenobiotic metabolic process. Lineage: Eukaryota; Metazoa; Chordata; Mammalia; Primates; Tarsiidae. Gene Ontology annotation, cellular component: intracellular membrane-bounded organelle; cytoplasm. The annotation marks the transcript as partial.
AUGGAUCCCUUCAUCAUCCUGGUAAUUUGUCUUUCAUGUUUGAUUAUUUUUUCUAUGUGGAAUGGAAGCUAUGCCAGAAGGAAGCUCCCACCCAGAUCCACUCCUCUCCCAAUUGUUGGAAAUAUUCUACAGUUAAAUACGAAGGAUAUCAGCAAAUCCAUAAGCAUGGCAACAAAAGAUUAUGACCCUGUGUUCACUGUAUAUCUUGGCAUGAUGCCCACUGUGGUCUUGUAUGGAUUUGAAGCAAUCAAGGAAGCACUCAUUGAUCAAGCAGAAGAAUUUUCCAGCAGAGGGAGUUUCCCAGUGUUAGAAGAAAUCACUAAAAAAUUAGGACUUAUUUUCAGCAAUGGAGAAAGAUGGAAACAAAUUCGACAUUUUUCCCUAAUGAUUUUGCAGAAUAUGGGAAUGGGGAAGAAAACUAUUGAAGACAAAAUUCAAGAGGAAGCCUUGUGUCUGGUGAAAGAACUAAAACCAACACAUCUAUCUCCCUGUGAUCUCGCUUUCCUUCUGGCCUGUGCUCCCUGCAAUGUGAUCAGCUCUAUCAUUUUCCAGGAUCGUUUUGACUAUGGUGAUCAGAAAUUUCCAACCUUGCUUAAGUAUUUUCAUGAAAAACUUGAAAUUGUAAGCACCUCCAGGAUACAGGUAAGAUCAAGGUUCUCUACGAAUGGUAACCGAGCCCCCAGCCCCUGCCGGCAAGGCACCUGCAGCCCCGCGCCGCGCGCGCCCAUUCCCGGCCCGGAGCCCUCUCCUUGCGCGGCCCCGCCGGGCCAUCCCGUCGCGCCCCCCACCCUCGAACUCAAGCCACCGUGGAGCUCCGCCGCCCUGAAACGUUCACCGCGA